AUGGAUUCUAGAGUAAGGAAAAGAAGAGCUGAACUGCAUAAAUCAAGCAUCUUGUCCCUGGUGGUCUUGAUCUCUACGAACUUUAUUUCUGUAGGGGUCACAGCCCAAGACAGCUUUAACGUCACCUUCAGCCAAAGCUCAAAAAGCAGCUAUCAGACUGGAUACAGGAAUGGAAAAGAAAUAGAUACAGUUGAAACUGUUGAUCCAUUGAAUCCACCCCCAGCUCCAUAUGCAUUAAACAUUAGCAGCCACAGUAUAACACUGAAGUGGAGCCCUGCUAAUCCUUCACCAGCACUAUAUACUCCCCAGUGGAUAAUUCCAAACCAGCCAGGAGGCUGGAGAAGCUCUGAGAAUGUGUCUGAAACCCUCUAUACAGUGAGGAAUCUUUACCCUUACACAGAGUACAAGUUCAGAGUUUGCGUUGUAACACCACAUCACCAGGCCUGCUCCCCAGUCAGCAUCAGUUACAGGACAACAGCUUUUGGAGUUCCCUCCAGUGCGCCUGUGAUACAGAAUGUUGCCAGCCUGGGUCCUGACACUGUGGAGAUCAGCUGGUCCCCUCCUCUUCAUCCUGGAGGACCAGUUGUUGGCUAUAAUCUGAACCUCCUCAGUGAGAAACAGAGUCUCCAUCAAGUUGCAGGGAGCAAUGUCUUCCAAGCAUCUUUUUUCCCAACACUCCCCAACACUACAUACAGGAUAAUCAUAGCUGCUGUAAAUACAGAAGGAGAAGGACCUGCAGCAGAGAGGAAUGGGAUAACAACGGCAAAAGAAACCACCAGCGAAAAACAAUGGUUAAUUCUGUCACGAAUGAAUUCAUUGAGGAGGAAGACUGUGGCAGAUUUAUUUUCAGGAGCAGAGUGUCUUCCAACUGAAUCAAUACAAUAUAAUAUUAGUGGGAUUUCUGCAAGCUACAACUCCAAACAUAUUUACUUCUCUGAAGGAACCCACAUCUGGAGGAAAGGAGCACUCCAUUUAUCUGACGUUUCAGAUCUGAAAAUAGUGUUCACUGGUCCUGUGGAGAUCACGUCAAUAUCCGUCGAUUGGCUGUACAAAAAUAUUUAUUUUGUCAUGGGUGGACAGGUUUGCUUCUGCAGUAUAGAUGACUGCAACAACACAGUGGACUUUAUUGCUGCUAACCACAGUUUUCCCUCAAAAAUUAUUGCAGAUCCUUACAAUGGAUACAUAUUCUUGUUGGUGGAUGAUGGGAUUUAUCGAAUGUCUCUCCCACAGCUGCCUGGGCAGAAGAGUUACAAUGGCUUGGUUGUGAGAAGUGACUUUAUUCGAGACUUUGUUGUCAGCUUUCAGUCUAGGCGACUGCUGUAUUUUAAUGAGAGUGAUAGAAGUAUAUCAUCUGCCUUUCUAGAUGGCUCAUCUUUCAGCAUCAUUCGGCCCCCUGUAAGUCUGGUAGACCCAGUGAUGAGUCUUACUUAUGAAGACAACUUCUUCAUGCUCACAGAUGGAAGAGCAGUCUUCCAUGAGACACGCCUUGGUGAUCUGUUUUUCUACAAUGAAUACGUGGUGGACUGUUCUGUUCCUUUUGAGUACUUUGGGUUUGACAACUUGUACUUUUUUAGUGAAUUCAGUCAGCCAUAUCCAGUACCCAGAAGUCCCCAAAAUGUUCGGGUCUUGUUUGGAUCAAACAAUGCUUCCUUGAAGUGGGAGAGACCUGCAGCAAUGAUUGGAUCAAGCCCUGCUGCCUGGCAGAACUGGACAUACACUGUGAGGAUUUCUGCAUUUAAUUCAUCUGUGAUAAAGGAGUACAGGGACAUUGUUGACACACAGAUGGCUGCUGAAGGACUGGUGAGUUCCAGCAGAUAUAAAAUGACUAUCUGGGCAGAAUCACCAGGAGGGAGAAGCCCACCUUCCAAAGCAUUUGAGGGAACAACACAAAAAGAAGUAAUGGAAAAUCCCUACAUAAUUGCUGCUGGACAAAAUGCUCUUUGGAACCAAAGACUGGAAAGUUUUGAUUCCAGAACAUUAAUUGUCCCUGAUAUUAAAGAUGUGAAAGAUAUUGACUGGUACAAUGGCACCAUCUUCUGGAGUAAUGGUUCAGGAUAUAUCCAUGUGACAGUGGUAGAGGAUUUCAGUGGAAGUGCAAGUGUUUCUGUGCUGCCGACAAUUCACAAAGGCUGUGCCUUAGCUUAUGAUUGGCUUGGACAACACCUGUAUUGGGCUGACUCAUCUUCAAGUGUGAUUUAUAGGAAAUCAACUACUUCCCUAGCACCACAAGUAGUUGCUCAAGGCAAAUACCUGGUUAGGGAUUUGGCAGUAGAUUCUGUUAAUGCAUUCAUUUACUGGACCACUGCACAUUCUGUAGAAAGUUCAAGAUUAGAUGGUAAGAACCAUCUCAUCUUCCAGGAGCUGCCUCCGUUUUCUGGAAAACAGGCAACAGGUCUCACAACAGACCUUGCUGAGGGGCAUAUCUACUGGCUAGUUCAAGAGGAUUCAUUCUUGCACUUACACAGAGCUAGUCUUCUGAAAGAUGGGUUUAUGGACAUUCACAUAAUGGAGUUUGAAGACUGGAGUUCCUCUUGGGUGUCCCAUCAUUCAUUAGCAUAUUACAGUGGGAGACUUUUCUGGCUAGAUGUUGAAGGCUGGCUCACUGUACAAGAAUUGAACCAGCAUAGUAGUGUUGCCCUUUCCACAGAUGCUAAACUAACUGCUUUUGCUCUUUUUCAAAGAACACUGAAACCUCUGCCAGAUGGGUUUAUUUCUCCCCCUGUUGUAAUUCCAAAGCCAGUGCCAAAAACAUCCAUUCGAAUCAUAGGAAAUUAUUCCAUCUUCUGGAUAGUUUGGGAGAACAGCAUUACUGAGUAUGGCACUGUCGUCUAUUGUGUCAAUUCUAAAAUGCUACAAAAUCACAGAAGACAGCUUGAUCUGAAGAGUCACUUUGCCAGCUAUUGUCAGUUAUCGAUUGAAUCAUCUGAACCAAGGAUUGAAGUGAGAGGUUUGCAGCCUUACACUAUAUUUGACAUAAGUAUUACCCCAUACACUUACUGGGGAAGGGGAAACACAACAAAGACAACCUUACAAGCACCUGAAGGAGUGCCGUCAGCGCCACAGAAACUCCGAAUGUAUGUGUUUAGCACCAAUGAGCCAUGGGAUUCAGAGGCGACACAGGUGGAAUUGCGAUGGGAUGCACCUCAACAUGCAAACGGAAUCAUAGUGGGAUACAUGCUACAUUACAGUGUGCUGAAUACAAGCAGCUCCAAUAACACAUCCAUUAAAUGGGAAAUAAAGCGUAUUCUGGACGAUAAAACAUUUUAUAAGCUCAUAGACGUGCAGUAUGAUUCUCUAAUUCUUUUUAAGGUUCAGGCCUUUACCUCAAUAGGUCCAGGACAAAUGUCCAGCAUUUCACAAGCCAACACUUCAGCUCUGAUACCAGUUCCACGGCUUCUAAUUUCAGCAGAAAAACACAUUUCCCUUCUGGAUAUCGACACUGGCCAGACUGUUCAGCUAGUUUCAAUAGAGGGCAAUGCAUCUCUAAUUAGCUCUGGGGCUGACGAAGGAAUUCUGUAUGACAUUGAAAAUGACACACUUUAUGAAACUAAUGUGCAUAGUAGUUCAAGAGUAAAGGUCCUGAUGGACAGUCGCUUGUGCAAGGCUAGGGACAUGGCAGUGGAUUGGAUUGGAAGGCAUUUGUUGAUUGCCUCAUACUUCACCAUGAGUGACAUGCAGCUCUAUGUGGUGGAUUUAGACCUGAAACCCAGAGCAUUGGAAGUUAUUGUCAUCCCUCAAAACAACAUAAACUGUACAAUAGGUGCUUUUGCUAUCUACCCAUUACUGAGCCGUGUUUACUGGGUUGAAAGCUCUGAUAUGGAGACAAGAAUUGUCUACUUAGAUCUGCAAAACAACACUGUGCACUGUGUUGUCCGAGAUCAAUUAGAAAUGAAAAACUUGUCUCUUGAAGAGGAGCCCUGUAACUGCACUACAGUCCAGUUAAAUCUGGGCAAUUCGAUGGCUUUGGAUACAUCAGGCAGAGAAAAUGGCCGCAUUUAUUUCUCCACUCAAAUAGGAGACAUAUGGGCUACAGACCUAGAAGGAUGCUGUUGCAAAAACAUAACUAGAGUUCCUUUGCUGUCUGGUGAAAAAAUCAGGAGUUUGAUUGUUGAUGAACAGUUCAUUUACUGGACUGCCAUAGCGGGCAAUAAUGAGACAGUGUUUCUGAUGGAAAAAUCCAGUGGCCAGCAGAGGGCCUUGUUCACUGAGAAACACCCUGUUCACCUCAAGGCUUACAGUUCAAAUCUGCAUCCUUACCCAGAGAAAAACUGCUUGAUACCAGCUCCAAACAAGGAUAAAGCUAGAAUAAUUCGAGCUUCAAACAGCAGUUUUGUGCUUGAAUUCCCCCAAUACAGUCCUCUCACUCAGUGCAAUGGGAUAACCUUGCCCAGACCUACCUACCUACUAUAUUAUGGUGUUGUGAAGAACGUUAGCAAUGGAUACAACUGCUUACAUGGACUGCAGUGUACUGUUGUGGAUGUCCAGGAACCCAUUUUUCAUCUCCAAGGAUUACAGGCAUUCACAACCUAUUUAAUGCAAACUGCUGUGAAGAAUUACUAUGGGGGCUUUGAGGAACAUCUUGGAGAAGAGGUCAUUAACUCUACUUUGUUUGGAACACCUGGGGCAGUUACAAACAUUACUCUCACUGUGGCCUCUGACAGAGCUGUUAACUUAUCAUGGACUGAACCUUCGCAGCCAAAUGGUCCCACUGCUAAAAUCAGGUAUCAGGCCCUAAUAAAUGCAUUGGACUGUUAUCCCUCAGAACCUCAGACAAAAAAUGAAUUUCCUGAGCACUGCCUUUCAAUGAUGUUUCAUCAUCUCAGAGGAGGUACAUCGUAUAAAUUUGAGGUACUGUCAUUUCACCCUGAAGAAAACUGGUUUUCCAUCAGUGCUCCACUCCGUGUUACAACCUUCCAGUCCCCUUCUGCACCAAUACUUGUAACUCUGGGCAACACCAGUGUAGAACUACAGUGGAAAGCACCCAGUGACAAUAGUACAAGGCACUUCUGGUUUGAACUAUCUGAGCCACUCACUGGAAUAUGGUAUCAGCCACAGACUGAAUGCAGGAAUGGAUCUAUGAAUACAUGCGUCGUGUUAUCCAUUCAUCCAAACAGGAAGUAUUUGGUUCGAAUUAAAGUGCUUUAUAAGACUGAGGAGGCAGCUGUUUCACCAGAAGUGGCAUUCACAACAACAGCUGGAGUCCCAGGCAAGCCUGGAGUUCCGAGGUUCUGGAAAGAAGGAAAGACAAUUGAAUGGCAGAAGGCUGAAGACAAUGGUUGCAGCAUCACUUACUACAUACUGGAGAUCAGGCAGGUGCAGAAGAAGAGUGUUGCAGCGAAUGAGACUGACCCUGGACCCUGGCGGCUGGUUCACAAUGACUCCUGCAGCUCAAGUGUUUGCACCUGGAAAGCUAAAAACCACAGGGGGUCCUUUCAGUUUCGUGCAGCAGCUGCCAGUUUGCUUGGUCUUGGAGAAUACAGUGAUAUCAGUGGGGCUAUAGAAUUGCACAGCGAUUCUCACAACGUAGAUCCGUUCAUUACUGUGACAGCAGUGACUGCAGUUCUUGUAUUGCUGGUAAUGAUAAUUGCUUUGGUUGUGUAUAAAAGACACAAACAAAAGAAGUCUUGUCCUAACAACAUAACCAUUCACUUGGAGCCAGAUCAAGAACUUGAUAACCUCCGGGGGCUGGUGGGACUGGCUAAUGCCUGCUAUGCUAUAAGUACCCUUCCAAAUGCUUGUGAGACCAGCAGACUGCCAGUGUUUCCAAGGGAGAGGCUUAAACUGCUGAGUUUCCUGGGCAGCGGGGCUUUUGGUGAGGUCUAUUCAGGCACUGCUGUGAACAUCCUGGGGGAUGGAACUGGAGAAACCCAAGUGGCCAUAAAGACCUUGAAGAGAGGAGCUACAGACCAUGAAAAAGCUGAAUUCCUGAAGGAGGCACAUUUGAUGAGCCAGUUUGACCACCCCAACAUCCUGAAGCUGCUGGGAGUGUGUUUGCUGAAUGAGCCGCAGUACAUCUUACUGGAACUCAUGGAGGGAGGAGACUUGCGUUCCUUUCUGAGAGAGGCUAGGGCAAAACCAGGUCAGUGUCCAUUACUGAGUGCAUCAGAUCUGCUUCAUAUCUCUCUGGAUGUUUCCAAAGGCUGCAUGUACCUAGAGAAACUGCACUUUGUUCACAGGGAUCUGGCUGCCAGGAACUGCUUGGUAACCGUGAAGGAGUACGAUAGCUGCAACAGGACGGUGAAAAUUGGAGAUUUUGGUCUAGCUCGAGACAUUUAUAAAAAUGACUACUACAGGAAGAAAGGGGAAGGGCUCCUCCCCGUGCGCUGGAUGCCACCGGAGAGCCUUAAUGAUGGAGUCUUCACCACAGCCUCUGAUGUGUGGUCAUUUGGGGUUCUACUGUGGGAAAUUAUGUCUUUCGGAAAACAGCCUUACCCAGCCUAUUCCAAUGUUGAAGUCUUGCAUUUUGUCAAUUCAGGAGGACGACUAGAAUCUCCUAAGAACUGUCCUUAUGAUUUAUAUGACUUGAUGUUGAAAUGCUGGCACAAAGAACCCAGUAAGAGGCCAAGCUUUCAUUAUGUCCAGGACUGUCUGGAACAGCUGAGGGAAUCUCCACUGAACUGCCAUUACAGUCCUGACAGCACUGCUGGAGCCAUAAAUCACGCCUUCCAAGACUCUGAUGAAGCUUUUUGUAAAGAGGAUGAAGAUGGUAGUAUCUUAGAGGGAUUAACCCAGGUUUACAACAGUGAAGGACUUAACUACCUGAUGCUUCAGACGGACAGGAGUGUGCUGGAAGAGGAGGAACAUUAUUUGUCGGGUUCUUCCGCCACUGAGGGCUCCUAAAAUAUGGACUUGCUGACAUGAAAUGCAUUGAAUGAACUGAAGCUAAACUACUGCAAUGGGAAUACAGAUUUCUUAGCUCAUAUUUCCAUUGUUACAUCAUAAAGGAGAUUCAGAUCAUUAGCAGAAACAGCACUUUAAAUAACCUUUGACUGUCCUUUAGAAAUUACAGAGCAUAGACCAUUUAUCUUAAUGUCAACAUUAAAGUGAAGUCUAGGCAACCCUCUGAAAAGGAAAUGCAAAAGAGGACAUCUUUUGCUAGCAGUUUAAUUAAAAUAUUUCUUAUUAGCAUAUCCACCCCUUUUGAGCAAUUAUGGAUGUAGAGUACAUGGCAAGCAUUCUGAUUAUUAAGCUUUAGCAGAGUAAUACCAUUAUGUUCUGUGCAUUCAGUCUUAAAUCUGCCCAAGAGCAAUUUGCGCUGGUUUCUUAUCCUUUUUUUUAAGCUUAUUCCAGCAACGUCCAAAAUCCUUUAUUCAUCUACCACUGGUUUGAGUUGUCUGGCUAUGUGUUUAGGUCCAUAACAAUGCUGAAAUGAAAAUUCCUUUUCCCACAUGCCACCUUCCUGAGGUGCAUUCUGCAGAAACCUUCCUUUCUUAGUUGUGUUUCCCUGUAAAUUGGGUGAGUAGAAAAAUUCUUAGUUUUUGUGUUUUGGACUGCUUGCUCAUAUAGGACAUGACAGGUCUGUUCCCAAUUUUAGCAUGACUACAUGUGCCGCAUAUGUUUGUAGUUUAAAAUACUGAUUCUUUCAUAUAAAGGAAAUUAUAAUAUACAAAUGCAAAGUGUGCUGUACACAUCUGUGAGUCAAAUGCAGAAACUUCAAUUAAUUGCCUUUUAGGUAAUGUUUUCAUAGAUGUCUGAAUGAAUAUGUCAUCCUGAGCAAAACGGGUUUAAUGGGAUACAUGCUGAAAGUUAUUUUUAGUUUGUACCUUUUUGUUCUGUUUCGCUAGUUUAUGAAGGCAUUACAUAGAAGUGACUCCAUAUAAACAAUAUAUAACGAACAAAUAAGUUUCUUGAGUUAUCUUGCGCAGCACAAGUCAUGGAAUACGUUUUUUCAUUGAUGUGAUUGUGGACAAACUGUAAAAACCACUUCUGUUCUUCCUGAUUUUACGGAUUACAUUACAGAUGAAGAAUUAAAUUGUGAAGUAUCAGACAGUUAGGGAUGAGAUGUAAAAAUUGUGAUAAAUGUACUCUCUUUGGUGCCCUCCUCUGUUUAUAGAUUUAUAAUUUUAGUUUGUACAGUUUUCAGAAUAUUUUACACAAAGACGAGUGGAAAAAAUAAACCUAUUGUUCACAAAUUAA
Molecule: messenger RNA, 8136 nt
Organism: Lepisosteus oculatus (spotted gar)
Lineage: Eukaryota; Metazoa; Chordata; Actinopteri; Semionotiformes; Lepisosteidae
Gene: ros1
Product: c-ros oncogene 1, receptor tyrosine kinase
Biological process (GO): protein phosphorylation; multicellular organism development; positive regulation of kinase activity
Cellular component (GO): signaling receptor complex; plasma membrane
Molecular function (GO): transmembrane receptor protein tyrosine kinase activity; protein binding; ATP binding
Source: RefSeq, a predicted model, not a curated record